AGUUCAGGUGAGUAGUGAUGAACAAAUUUAUGCUGGAAUAUUUCAUGUAUCUAGAUAUAUUAAUAUAUUUCUUUUUUGUUUAUAUAAAUAGAUAACACCAGAUUUAGGUUUAUAAUUAAUUCAAACUAAAUCCAGAUUUACCGCUUUGGGUGUUUCUUUUUCUUUUUUCUUUUUUUUUGUGAAUCAUUUAGUUUAAGAUUAUGAAUGGCGUUCAGAUUGUUGCCAAUUAAUAGUAUUGUAGACAUGGUGUAAGUUGAUUUUUUUGACAUUGCAGUGCUAUUGGCUAUGGAAAUGAACUCAUUAUUGGAAUCAGAUUGGGCAUGGCUUCCUAAGGAUUUAUUAGCUACGAUUCUCGACAAACUGGUUUUGCUGUCCGAUUAUGUUCGCUUUGGUGUAGUCUGUAAAGAAUGGCAGUAUGUAGUAAUGGAGAACAAAGUUGAAUUCCUUCAAAAGAAGUGUUGUAGACAAGUUCCAUUCUUAAUGGUUCCUACAGAAGAUAAUAGGGAGGAAAGACGUAGUCUAUACAGCAUCACUCACAAUAAAUUAUAUGACUUUCAGUUACGGGUACCUUACACAAAGAGGCUUUUUGGUUCCUCACAUGAAUUUGACCACGUUGAAGACUAUAUUGAUAUCGACCCCGAAAUUGGAUAUUACGACACAACACCUGUUGAGGAUGAAGUUGAUUUUGAAGUUAUGAAAGCUACAGUGUCUGCUGAUCCUGUUUUAUCUCCUAAUGACUAUAUUCCAGGAGACAAAGCUUGGACUUACAUUGAUAGAGAGAGAUUUUUCCUCAUCCAUGAUGUCAUAUAUUAUAAAGACAAUAUUUUUGCAGUUGGUUAUUGGAGUAGAAUCAUAAUGGUUGAUCUUAAUAAAAGGGUUGGGGAGAGUAUGGCUGCUCAAGUGAAGGUAAUUGCACCAAAGACUGAUGUUGUUUUUGAUCGGACGUAUCUUGUUGAAUCAUCUCGCGGGGAUUUACUUCUUGUGCAAAGGAAUAUGGUAUAUGAUGAACAUAAUGAUUGUAAGCAUGAAACUACAGGGUUUAAGGUUUUCAAGUUGCUCUUAGAGCAACUUGAACAGGGUUUGCCUAAGCGGGUUGAAAUGAAGGGCUUGGACGGAGACGCCAUGUUUUUGGGAGAUAACCAUUCAAUUUGUAUUUCAGCUUCCAAAUGGCCAGGCUGCCAGCCAAAUUCUAUAUACUACACCGAUGAUUAUAUUGACCUUCAUUUCCAUCCCCCAUGUGGUCGCCGUGACAAUGGCAUCUUCAAUGUAGAGAGUGGAAGCUUUGGGACACAUUACACUCUUGAUCCGUCACAUAAUCAUAUGCCGCCCUCAAUUUGGAUUUUGCCAACUAUGUUAGGAAACUGACUACUACUAUAAUGAAUGUCUUUUGGUUGAAUCUAAUUUGUUUAGUUCUUCUUUAUUUUUAUGUGCUGAUACAUACCUAUUUUUUUCUCCGUUAUAUUAAAAAUAUAAAGAUAAUGUUUGUGAGAAUAAAGGAAAUAUUGUUUGCGGUUGGUUCUAUCUCUUUAUGGUCAUAAAAUAUGACAGAAUCGAAUUCAAUUUUUUAUUUUAUUUUUUUCUUUUGGUAACAAGUAAAUACUGGUAUCUUUUUCUCUGUCAGCUCAUGAAUUAUAUUACUUAAAAUCAGGGUUGGAAACACUUGAACGUUGCUUUAUAAUUAAACUGUCCUAUACAAUGCAAUCCAGCUCUCUAACUGUUCGUUCAUUCAAAACUUUGUAAGACCACAUAU
Cornus florida is the source of this 1750-nucleotide messenger RNA. RefSeq lists its product as uncharacterized. NCBI's taxonomy places the organism in Eukaryota, Viridiplantae, Streptophyta, Magnoliopsida, Cornales, Cornaceae. The record is from RefSeq and is a predicted model, not a curated record. The transcript has 3 exons. The coding region runs from base 286 to 1365 and encodes 359 amino acids. Gene Ontology annotation, molecular function: protein binding.